Messenger RNA from Leptinotarsa decemlineata (Colorado potato beetle), 1914 nucleotides. RefSeq names its product Synaptotagmin 7 (gene Syt7). Gene Ontology annotation, cellular component: plasma membrane; exocytic vesicle; synapse. Gene Ontology annotation, biological process: calcium ion-regulated exocytosis of neurotransmitter; vesicle fusion. Lineage: Eukaryota; Metazoa; Arthropoda; Insecta; Coleoptera; Chrysomelidae. The record is from RefSeq and is a predicted model, not a curated record. Gene Ontology annotation, molecular function: SNARE binding; calcium ion binding; calcium-dependent phospholipid binding.
AUGGUAAGGAGGAAUGCGAACAAGGCCCUUCACAAUGUCAAGGGGGAUCAUCCAUCGAUGGCCUUUCUUCAGAACCGCUCAAUAUCACUGGUGGACAUGUACAUUGACAACUCCGAACCUUCAGAAAACGUUGGACAAAUUCAUUUCUCUUUGGAAUACGACUUCCAAAAUACAACGCUCAUACUCAAAAUUAUACAGGGUAAAGAUUUGCCAAAUAGAAAGAAAAUACUUUCCCUGGGCAGGUCAGCAAACGCAUACUCAAAUAAUGAUUCGCCCAAGACAGAGGCGGAGAAACUAUGCGUGGCUGAAUCGUUAAGUAUCGCUGACUUUCAGGAGGUUGACCUCAGUGAAAAACCGGCAUUUUGGAAAGCGCUAAAACCACCCGCGAAGGACAAAUGUGGCGAACUACUAACUUCUCUCUGCUACCACCCCAGUAACAGUAUCUUAACAUUAACUUUGCUGAAAGCCCGAAAUUUGAAAGCCAAAGACAUCAAUGGAAAAUCAGAUCCAUACGUUAAGGUAUGGCUCCAGUUCGGCGACAAACGCAUUGAGAAGCGCAAGACAGCCAUUUUCAAGUGCACUCUGAAUCCCGUCUUCAACGAUACAUUCUCGUUCAACGUUCCCUGGGAAAAGAUCCGAGAAUGCUCAUUGGAUGUAAUGGUGAUGGACUUCGAUAACAUAGGGAGGAAUGAACUUAUUGGGAGGAUUCUCCUUGCCGGGAAAAACGGAUCGGGAGCUUCUGAGACAAAGCACUGGCAGGAUAUGAUAACGAAACCGAGGCAAACUAUAGUACAGUGGCAUAGACUCAAACCUGAGUAGAGGACGCACCUUUUUCGAUGGUAAUAUUUUUCGAAAGCACCCUAAUUUCCAGCUUCUCCGCUACGUUUGUUCAAUUAUUCGGAUUCCUUCGACAUUGAAACGGAAUGACAAUAAUUUUCUUUGACUGUUUUCAUAAUGGCUUUCACCAAUGUUUGCUUCUUGAUGUUUCAGUAUCAGCAGAAAUAGUCGGAUGGACCACUAAUGGUCUUCUCUAUCAAUUUCCUUUACUUUCAGUGAUUGUCCAUGCACAAAUGAACAAGUAAACGUACAAAGAUGUGUUCAAAGAACAUCGUUUACUUCCGGACUGUCUCUAUUAUCACAAAAUAUGCACACAAACAUAAUUUUUAUAUAAGUUUGUUUCCGGUUUGUCAACAUAUAAUAUUCCGACUAAGAAUUGAAAUAUUUUUUUAUUCCGUCUAAUCGAUUCAUGCUGCUCCUAUACAUUUUUUUAAUCUCUCCAAUGAGCACAAACAGUUGAAUACAGAAUAUAACGUUUUGAAUACCAUUGAAUUUUCGGAAAAAGAACUGUGAAAAUAUCUCCGAAACGAGAAGUAUUUUUUGUGAUACUUUAUAGUAAUGUUAAAAUUGUUAUAAUGAAUGUGAAUAUUAUUAGUGUUAGUUCAAGAUUAGGAAUUAUUAGACCUGCCCAAGUGUUCUAUUUCGAUGUGUACAGAAAAAAUGGUCCACAAAGUUAGAACUACAAGUUUUGAACAUGAGUUCAAACAAGUUGAGUAUUUUUUUAAUAGUAAUUCGGUUCAUCAUAAGCAUACCAAACUGAAAUUGGUUUUCCUGUGAGUUCAACUGGUUUUUGUUUAUUUACGACAGGAUAAUUUCCAUCGAUCGUUUUGAAUUCAUUGCCUUUAUUGAAAAUCAACCAGUGGUAGAAUUUUUUAUUUCAUUUAAUCGGGAAAAGACUCCAAGAACUCAAGAGUUCUUUUCUCUAAUAAAUAAAGAAGGGGUGAUCUUAAAAAGGAAAGAUUGUGAAAUAUUUGCGAAAUGUCAUCCAAUGCACUAUUUGUAGUAAUACGGGAGCCCAAGUGGGGAUUUCGGGAUUUACUAAAGCGCUGCAGAUUAUUAUACAGGGGGAUACCUUGA